AUGACAGGGAGAAUACCAAGAUCGAAGCAAAAAGAGAAUCGUUCUUCAUCUAACUCAAAUUUUCAAAGUUUUCCCACUAAUUGUGAUGGAGAAUCAAUUUCGAACAAUUGCUGUAAUAGAACUAAGUGCACAUGUACAUCUUUUUUAUGGAGAGGUGUAAAUGUGGAUUUAGGAACUUCUGAUGAAGGAAUGUAUGGAGAAACUAGGGAAAAGGGAUUAAGAAAAAUAUUUUUGAAAAUGGCUAAAUAUGGGUUGGAUAACUCUUCAGUUUUGUUAGAUAUAGGGUCUGGCAGGGGAGUACCAAAUAUUGUGGCUUCAUUUCAGAAUAAUUUAUUUUCAAGUAUUGGUAUUGAACUCGAUGAAAAGGCAUUUUUUUUAUCUCUCUCAAACCAUUUACACAUUUUAGAAUCUAAAGAAAAGGUAGUUGCGGAUCCUACUAUUGAAAAUUCUAACGUUUAUUCAGUCCAUACUAAUUCAAAAGUCAAUAAGAAAAUUAAUAUUGGAUUCUUUAAAGGAGACGCAACUAUAUUAGAAACUUUUGAACCAGUUACUCACAUUUAUUCUUUUGAUGCUGCAAUGCCUAUUUGGAUGAUCAAAAAGUUUGUUGAUUUGUUUAAUAUGAGUAAGACAACGUAUUGCUAUGUCUCAUAUAGAAAGGACUUAAUUGAAACACUUAGUAUAAAGGCAAAGAGGAUACAUGGAAUACCAACUCAAAUGAUGGGUUCCGGAGAAGGCCGAAUGUGCUGGCUUUAUCUUAAAAACGACUGGAAAGAAAUUAAAAACUAUGCUAUGUUGCAAAUUGAAGAUAAAUAUACUAAAACAAAAAACAUUGAGUUAUUUGAUUUGACAAAGCUAACAAAUAUUGACGAAAUUAUUAGAUUUUCUAUCUGUAACUCCAAUAUUCAAAUGGACUUGAUCAAUAGCACUUUAAACUAUUGGUUUAAUAAUAGAAAAUCAAGAAAGGAGUGCCUAAAAGAAAGAAAGAUUAUGAACGAAAGACAUAAAGAAUUAAAACAAUUAUAUAUAAGAGAAAAAUUAAUUAAGAAUGACGCUUUACAAUUGACACUUGAGGACGUUGGAGUUAAAAUGGAAUCAAGUCCCCCUUCAGGUAAUUCAAAUAAGAAUAUUGGGAAAAAUAAAUUAGAUUUUGUAUCUAAAGGAUUCGAUAGCAAUCUAAAAAAUAAGGAUGAAUUUUCUAAAAACUGCGGGUCAGAAGAAAAUUUCGAAAUCAAAGAUGGGUUGCAUAUCCAUCCAACAAUAAAAGUGGUAGAUCCAUCAAAGCUGUCCCAAAAAAAAAGUAAAGUUAAACGAAAGGUGGCUAGCCCUGAAAAACUGAUAUAA
Messenger RNA from Cryptosporidium ubiquitum, 1341 nucleotides. RefSeq lists its product as uncharacterized. Bases 1 to 1341 code for a protein of 446 amino acids. Lineage: Eukaryota; Apicomplexa; Conoidasida; Eucoccidiorida; Cryptosporidiidae. The record is from RefSeq and is a predicted model, not a curated record. The transcript has a single exon.